Messenger RNA from Glossina fuscipes, 627 nucleotides. RefSeq names its product 40S ribosomal protein S18 (gene RpS18). Lineage: Eukaryota; Metazoa; Arthropoda; Insecta; Diptera; Glossinidae. Gene Ontology annotation, biological process: translation. The record is from RefSeq and is a predicted model, not a curated record. Gene Ontology annotation, cellular component: small ribosomal subunit; ribosome; cytosol. Gene Ontology annotation, molecular function: RNA binding; structural constituent of ribosome. The transcript has 3 exons. The coding region runs from base 85 to 543 and encodes 152 amino acids.
UUAUUUGACAUUUGCUUUGACAGUGCCAAGCAUUCAUUAAAAUAUUCCUUUUUUGUUGAGAGUUUCAUCACUAAAAGUGCAAAAAUGUCGCUCGUUAUUCCUGAGAAAUUCCAGCAUAUAUUGCGUAUUAUGAGUACCAAUAUUGAUGGCAAACGUAAAGUCGGAAUAGCUAUGACUGCCAUCAAAGGCGUAGGACGUCGUUAUUCGAACGUUGUGCUUAAAAAGGCUGAUAUUGAUCUAAAUAAACGGGCCGGUGAAUGUACCGAAGAGGAGGUAGAGAAAAUCGUUACGAUUAUUGGUAAUCCCCUACAGUACAAAGUGCCCAACUGGUUUUUAAAUAGGCAAAAGGAUAUUAUUGAUGGUAAAUACACUCAGCUGACAUCGGCAAAUUUGGAUUCCAAACUGCGUGAAGAUUUGGAACGUCUCAAAAAAAUUCACUCCCACCGUGGCUGUCGCCAUUACUGGGGCUUACGUGUACGCGGUCAACAUACUAAAACUACUGGUCGUCGUGGCCGCACAGUGGGUGUAUCUAAAAAAAAAUAAAAUCAUGAUAUACUUAUCCUUUUGACAAGUACGAUUCUUUUGUAUGAAAUCUGAAGUAUUUAAUGGAAUAACAAAAAAAAAAAA